UUGUACGUAUGCUUAUGUAAAGUUCUAUUGAAAUUUUCUAAUAAAUAAUCUCAUUCACAGGUACGAGGCGCGCCUGCAAUCGCCAUUGUAGGCUGUCUAUCGUUGGCUGUGGAAAUAUUACCCGAAGAGUUCGAUUCAAAAAAAUCGCUCCGCCAAGAAAUCGAAGGCAAACUGAAUUAUUUAGUCUCAGCACGUCCAACAGCUGUGAAUAUGAAAAUCGCCGCCGAUGAACUGAUCACCUUAGCCAACGAGUUGACCAAAGAUGAAACCAUUACUGUACAAGAAAUGAAACAAAGAUUUUUGAAAGCCACUGAAGCGAUGCUGCAGAAAGAUAUUGCCGAUAAUAUGGCGAUCGGUACAAAUGGUGCUGCCGCCAUACUGGAGGCUUGCGGUAGAGAUUCAGCCGUGCGUGUCCUAACACAUUGCAAUACUGGCUCGUUGGCCACCGCCGGUUAUGGCACUGCAUUGGGCGUGGUUCGGAAGCUGUAUGAUUUAAAAAAACUGGGUGAGUUUAAUAUAAUAUCAUGAUCCAAUUAUUUAUGCUCAUUGUGUGGAAAAAACCCAUAGCCCAGUGGCUUUAGAUCAAAUUGGCAUGACGGAAAACACACUUUAGUUGGGCACUUUUGACGCAGUUUACUUUUAUUUUACACGUAGAUUAUGUAUCCACAGUCUUUCCCAUAAUUUGAUAUGAACAUUCUGCUAUCUUGGAUUUGAGUUUUUUUGGGUUUGUCGCUAUUUGCAUUUUUAUA
Messenger RNA from Rhagoletis zephyria (snowberry fruit fly), 749 nucleotides. RefSeq names its product methylthioribose-1-phosphate isomerase-like. Lineage: Eukaryota; Metazoa; Arthropoda; Insecta; Diptera; Tephritidae. The record is from RefSeq and is a predicted model, not a curated record. Gene Ontology annotation, molecular function: S-methyl-5-thioribose-1-phosphate isomerase activity.